UCUACCUUGCCGAGUGCAUGUCUGGGGACAACGCUUCACCACGAGACGAGUCGCAACCUGCGCCGGCGCCCGCAAGACGUCGUAAACCUCGUCCAAGUCGAGGCAAAGGUCUCCGAACAACGACUGGAUGGUUCGCUACAUGUCGCAUCUUGACCACUGACGCGCUGCUGACUCGGCAUUUCGCANGUGUUGUAUGCCGAACUCGUCAUAUGAAAUGCGACGAGAAGAGACCAACCUGUUCGGCUUGCCUCAAGAGCAAGCGCCAAUGUAUAUAUGCCACAGCCAAUCGUGAACCUCAGGACAGACAAGGCUCUAUCGCGACAGCUCCAAGCUCUGCCAGCUCACCUGCUGUUGCUCAAGAACCAGGUCUUGAUGAUACUCNNCAAAGAUNNGCAGAGCCUGGUGCUACUAGGCACCAGCUGCCCGCUCCGCAUGGAUCACCUUACCGAGAGAACAUUGAUACACCUCUUCACCCCGUGCCUCCCAAUAUUCAUGCCCCUGACUUUGUCAGGCAGCUUGAAANNGACAAUCAAAUCUCAAGUCCUCGAUCAACUUUAAGUGGGAGCACUUACGCUGCCGAUAUCGCACCCCUCAGAUGGUUCGGUUUACUCGCUGGAGACGCAACAAAUGCAGACUGGAACUUCAAUCCCAUCUCGCCGAACCUCAUUACAUCCCAAAGCAACGCCUCUAACAAUGUAGCUCAGUAUACCAGUGUAAGUUCAUUUGCUCGGCCUUCCGGCCUCAUUCAAGGAUCAUAUACGCCUUCAAUCAUCCCACACGAAGUAGUCGCUCUGUCAGAUCUGGAAGUUUCUCUGUUCAAAUAUUUCGUUACACGCUUUAGCCGCUGGAUCGAUCUGACAGACCCUCAUCGUCACUUCUCGGUUAUGGUACCCCAUCUUGCCUUGCGAAACCAAGGUCUGAUGAAAGCGAUACUGGCUCUCUGCGCAAGGCACCUGUCAAUCAAGCCGCUACCGGACUUAGCUCCUGACCGUACACUUGCAGUGCAAUAUUACUAUGAAACACUUCAAUACCUUCAGCAGGCCAUGAAGAGCGAAGCAUAUCUCCGUAGCGAAGAGCUCCUGGUCACAUGCUUGAUCAUCAGUACCUACGAGAUGAUUGAUGGGGAGGGUCAAAGUUGGGAACGACAUCUAAGAGGCAUCUUUUGGGUGCAAAGAUCUCGUGAGAUCAACGGCGAGUCUGGAGGUCUAAAUCAGGCUAUAUGGUGGGCUUGGCUGCGUCAAGAUGUCUGGGCCGCCUUUCGGGAAGGCCGCAAAGUCUUAAGCUUCUUCAAGCCUACCAAGCCAUACUACGCUAUGGAUCACUGGGAUAUUGCCGCAAGAUGUGUCUACUUGGUGGCACAAUGCGUCAACUACAGCUCAGAGCAGGAGGUCGAAGCUGGCAAGAAUGACCUGAUCAUGCGGUUGGCCAAAGCCGACGAACUGUCAACAAAGUUGGAAGACUGGUAUCAGCAUCUGACAAGCCAUUUCAACCCUUUACCUUGUCUGAACACCUCUCCCGGACCAUUCAAACCUAUAUGGAUACAUCCUCCUGUAUUCGCAGCUGGCCUGCAGCUCUAUCAUUUCGCAAAGAUUCUCCUACAGAUAUGUACUCCUGCAGCUGGAGGACUCAAAGAAUACGUGUCAAGAGAGCGUGCCCUCAACGAAUCGGUCGACGUGAUUUGUGGUAUUGCUCUUGCUACCGAGGACGAUGCGGCCAUGGUCAUAUCCACGCAGUGUAUCUUUGCUGCCGGUCUACAUACGCAAGACCCGGUCAAGAGAGCUGCCAUUCUAGAAAUGAUUGCCCAAUCUCAAAAUCGCACUGGCUGGCCAGUUCACGAUCUUCGCGUCGACUUAGAAUCAGAAUGGACCAAAACGGACCAUCCGGCA
Molecule: messenger RNA, 1886 nt
Organism: Aureobasidium vineae
Lineage: Eukaryota; Fungi; Ascomycota; Dothideomycetes; Dothideales; Saccotheciaceae
Source: the annotation of a GenBank genome assembly